GCUGAGGCGGCGGGACUUCCGGCGUUGUCCUCGAGCUUCUCCGCUUGCCGCUGUGGGUCGGGACGAGUAUCCCGAGAGCUGCGCGGUGGGCCGACUUCCCUGAGACGCCGCACCGCGGAGGACAGCGGCGGGGACCCCCGUCGCGCCCCUGUGCGCGCCCUGACUCCCGGGAAUGACCCCCUCUUCCUGAGACUCGCUGUCGCCCCCUGCGGAGCGGGGCAGGAGGGUCUGGGCCUCCCACAGGCGGCUGCCUGGUCCCUGCGCACCUCCCACAGGCGGCUGCCUGGUCCCUGCGCACGUUUUCUUAGACCCAGCUUCUGAGGUCCUACGGUCGGCGGGAGGUUCCUGCGCCCAAGCCGGGGUGGCAGGUACGGCCUGAACAGGCCGAAAUUCGGCAUCCGCCGCGGCGAUGCUCCGCCCACAGCUUCCGACGGCCGUGGAGGCGCGGGGCUUGGUGACCUUUGAGGAUGUGGCUGUCUAUUUCUCCAGGGAAGAGUGGGGUCUCCUUAAUCUGACUCAGAGGAGCCUGUACCGUGAUGUGAUGCUAGAGAACUUUGCACUUAUUGGCUCGUUGGGAUUUGCACCUUCAAGGUCCCAUGUGGUUGCCCAACUGGAAAGUGAAGAAGAGCUCUGGGUGCCCAACAUAGUGGACUUGACUCUAGGCAGCAGAACAGAGUCCAGGAGGGGUCCUGUUCCUGGUCGUCCAUGUAGACUGGAGGACGAGGAAGCCUCUCCAGAGCAGAUGAAGAACUACGGAGUUUGCCUGUCGGAGAGGCCCUUGCGGUGUGAGGAGUCUGGAAACGAUGUCCCAGCCACCGUGGGCCUCCUCCAGCACCAGGCUGCCCACAGCAAGGAGAAGCUACACAAGAGCACCAAGCCUGGGGAGGCCUUCCACGUCAGCUUCAGUUGCCAGAAGCAGCAGGGACUCCAUACCACACAGAAGGCCUUCAAGUGCAGUGUCUGUGGGAAAGCCUUCCUAAAGGCAUUUGCACUCCUCGACCACCUGAUAACUCACCCCAAAGAGAGACCCUUUAGAUGCCUGAAAGGUGGAAAUGCCCCCAAGGAGAAAUCUACCCAUGAUAAAUACCAAAAAAUUCACACUGCAGAAACAUCCCAUAUGUGUAAUGAGUGUGGAAAGGUUUUCAGUUAUCCAUCUAAACUGAGGAAGCACCAGAAGGUUCACACAGGCAUAAAACCUUUCAAGUGUGAGGAGUGUGGCAAAACUUUCAAUCGCAAAGAUGCACUUGUUCUGCACCAGAGAAUUCACACUGGAGAAAGGCCUUAUGAGUGCAGCGAAUGUGGGAAAACCUUCAGCGUUCUGUCUACUCUCAUUCGGCACCGGAAAGUUCACAUUGGAGAAAGGCCCUAUGAGUGCAGGGAAUGUGGGAAGUUCUUUAAAUACAACCAUAGCUUCAUUCUUCACCAGAGAGUUCAUACUGGAGAAAGGCCUUAUGAGUGUAAGCAAUGUGGGAAGACUUACGUGACCCGCUCUGGCCUGUAUCAGCACUGGAAAGUUCACACUGGAGAACGGCCCUAUGAGUGCAGCCUGUGUGGGAAGACCUUCACCACGAGGUCCUACCGCAAUCGGCACCAGCAGUUCCACACUGAAGAGAGAUCCUAUGAAUGUACAGAAUGUGGGAAAGCCUUCAAACAUAGUUCUACCCUCCUUCAGCACAAGAAAGUCCACACUGGAGAAAGGCCAUAAGAAGACAGGGCAUAUUGGAAAGCCUGUAGGCGGGGCUGGGCACCUUGUUCAACAUGAAAGUCCUCCCUCCAGAAAGGAGAUUGAGGAGAGUAGCCAUUUGAAAGCUAAACCUGGCAUACCCCAACAUGUGCCAUGGCGUGGCAGGUGUGUAGGAAGCUUUCAGAAGCUAAGUUGCACUCCGACCUGCCAAGGCUGUUGGUAGUGCGAAGUCACCGCUGGUUUCUAUGAUAGAAGCCAUCCCACCUCCACCACCGGGCAGGAGCCCAAGGUAUGCAUCUGUCAUGUCAGUGUGAUCUGAACAGCAGAUCUUCUUAGUCCCCACUCUGUGGAGAAAAGAAUCAUGAGUGGUGGACCCCACAAUGGGCUUCAUUGCCCCCCCAACCGGGUAUGUCUGUGACCAGUCACUGGUCAAGAGUAGCUGAGCUGUGCUACUGGGGGCUUCCAGAGAAGAUUAAUCAUUUCCAUGAACACAGUGGACACUCUACAUAGCUCCUGUCAUGGAUUCAUCCACCCCUGGACCUGACUGUCUCACGCUCCCUGGAAUGUGUUAGGUAAUGAAAGCUUUACUGUUUACACCAUGUUUAAUAUUGGGGGUUCUGAAAAACAAAACACAACAAAACAUAUUUAUAUUGGGGGUUCUAAUUACUGUGUAUGGAGGGACUGAGAACCAAACUGGGCUCAUGAAGAGAGGGACUGGCAUCUGUGGGGAGAGGUCCCUGACUUUUGUUGCCUUACUGGGGAUAGCAGGAUGUUCACCUUAUGGCCAUACCCUGGUCCUAAAUGAAGACCAUGCAGUCCUGGGAUGUGGCCAGUGCUCCUGGCGUCUUUGCAUACCAUGGCCUUCAUUGUUUUUGCUGCCAAGGGAGAGAAGUGAUAUCCUCUGUUUUGUGGGGUCUUUUGAUUUUAAAAUUUUGGGAAACGAAUUUUCCAAAAGGUCAAUAAAAUGCCAGUUCAGCAAAA
Molecule: messenger RNA, 2665 nt
Organism: Neogale vison (American mink)
Lineage: Eukaryota; Metazoa; Chordata; Mammalia; Carnivora; Mustelidae
Gene: ZNF584
Product: zinc finger protein 584
Exons: 4
Coding region: 410-1705 (431 amino acids)
Biological process (GO): regulation of transcription by RNA polymerase II
Molecular function (GO): DNA-binding transcription factor activity; RNA polymerase II cis-regulatory region sequence-specific DNA binding
Source: RefSeq, a predicted model, not a curated record